AUGGCUUCCUCAGCGCGUCCCAAGAUGGCGGGGCUGCUCGCCCUCUGCCUGCUCUCGCUGAUUGCGGUGUCAAUAGCUGCGCCCCUCGCUGGCCCCAAGUGCAAGAACCGGUUCCCCAAGUACCCGCUCUGCAAGUUCGUCAACGACAUGGCCACUUCGUUCACGCCCACCGUCGUCGACGCUGCCAGCGGGAAGACGCUUCAGAUUAGCGCCUACCAGAUCUACCACGCUCGUGCGGCGAUCUACUUGGGAAUUGCGGCGAACGAGCGUGCGUGGCGAGUGUGGGACUUGGGCGACAAGUGCGUCGUCACGUCUCGGGACGUGGUCUUCGAUGAAGACAAGUUCCCGUCGAAGGAGAAACCCACUCAACAACUCACCUUCAUCCUUCCGCCACGAGAGGAGGUUGAAGAGAGUGAGACUCCACCUCAAGUGGAGAAGGAAGCCGAUGGAGGGGGAGCGAACAACGAGGAGAGCAUUGAUGAUGUCGUGGAGGUGUCACCAACCGAGGCGGCAACUACCUCCACACCUUCCUCCCUACCAUUGGCCUUGACCCGCGAGCGUCGUGAGGUUCGUCCUCCCUCCAAGUACAACGACUACGCUACGGUAGCCGUUGGGGAGACGGAUAAGGAGGGCGCGGCAUUUUGCUUCGCAACCAAGGGUGAUGAUGAACACGCGAAAUCUCUCAUGGAACCACCCCCUAAAGAUUCAUCCCGUGCAUGCUAUGAGCAUAACAAGCUGCUGGACCGCCAGCACAUGUUCACCAACGACUUCACGCUCAUGCCCGGCAUGGCCAAGCCCAAGAUGGGCGGCAUUCCCAUCGUGGUGCACAGGCACGGAGGCGAGCAGGCGAGCGACUUCGACGGGCACCCGGACGCGUGGUUCACGCAGUUCGGCGAGUACGGCCCCACCUUCAAGUCGCGCCUCUACCGCUACGGCAACCAGCAGAGCGCGUCGCUCAUCUGGUUCCACGACCACGCGCUCGGGUGGACGCGGCUCAACACGGUGGCGGGGCUGGCCGGCGCGUACAUCAUCGUGGAUCCCAAGGGCGAGGAGAAGAACCUCCAGUUCCUCCCGCAGCCCGGCAGCGGGCGCUAUGUGCCUCUCGUUCUCGCCGACCGCUCGUUUUUCGCCAACGGGUCGAUCGACUACCCGAACGUGGGGAUCGUGCCGAAGGUGCAUCCGAACUGGGUUCCCGAGUACUUUGGUAACCACAUUCUCGUGAACGGCGUCGUGUGGCCGUACCUCAAGGUCCGGCGCGCGCUGUACCGCUUCCGCGUGCUGGGCGGGUCGAACGCGCGCUUUUACAACCUCAGGUUCACGUGCGCGGGACGCGGAGACUACCCCAACUUCACGCCCCCGCUGAAGGGCCCCAGCCUCGAGAUUAUCCAGAUCGGUUCGGAUGGCGGGUACCUGGCGGCGCCGGUGCGCAUGUCGUCGCUGCUGGUGAUGCCGGGCGAGCGGAUGGACAUUCUGGUGGACUUCAACGGUGCGCCCGGGCACUGCAAGGACGUCAUUCUCACCAACGACGCGCGCGCCCCCUACCCCGCCGGCGAGCCCGCCGAUGCCAACACGGGCGUCAUCAUGCGCUUCGUGCUGAAGAAGACCAAGAUCCCCACCCCGCCCAUCCCCAGCUCCCUCGUCCUCUCGUCGUACGUCUCUAGUCCCCUCCCAACCCCAUCCCUACCAUCUGCUUUUGCAAGCUUCAAGUUGUUCGUUGUACGUUUGUCGUUUGCCUUCGGUGAAUACGGUGGGCGCACUGCUGAUUUGGGUUCCUCCCGGAUCCACCCUUCGCCGAAGCAGAGCAUUCCUCGGGUGGAUGUUGCUAGCGCGGUGCGGUCGCGGUUCAACACGCUGGUGGAGAUCAUGGACCCCGCGACGCAGCUGCCCAUCCGCGUGACCAUCGACGGCAAGAUGCACCACGACCCCGCCACCGAGAUCGCCAAGGAGGGCACGGCGGAGCUGUGGAACAUCAUCAACCUCAGCGCGGACGCGCACGCCAUGCACCUGCACCUCAUCCAGCACCGCCCCAUCUCGCGCCGCCCCUUCGACAUCGCCAAGUACACGGCGGGCAAGUGCUCGUUCAAGGACAAGACCAAGCCCAGCUGCUACACCGGCCCUGCUGUUGAGGUGAACGCGAAUGAGCGCGGGUGGAAGGACACGACCCUGUCGCAGCCCGGCCAGGUGCUCACGAUUUACACUCCGUUCUACCAGCAGUCGGGGGUGAAGACUUUCAAGUUUGACGCGAGCCGUGGGCCGGGCUAUGUGUGGCAUUGCCACAUGCUGGAGCACGAGGAGAACGACAUGAUGCGGCCGCUCAUCAUCACCAAGUGA
This is a messenger RNA of Closterium sp. Naga37s-1, 2331 nucleotides long. NCBI's taxonomy places the organism in Eukaryota, Viridiplantae, Streptophyta, Zygnematophyceae, Desmidiales, Closteriaceae. The record is from the annotation of a GenBank genome assembly.